CUUAGCAAUGUCUGAGGAGAAACAGCGGCCUUUAUCAUCGGAACUGCAGGUCGCCGCGCGGCACGUUGCUAGCUAGCUGCAAUGCUGUAGCUGUUAGCGCGGUCAUCGCUCUGCUUUCCGGUGCUCCACCCUCACCCCCGCUGCCAACAGAGCUCCACCCGCUCACCCCUCACCGUCCUCCGGCUUCUUAUUCCUCCCUCUCCGCCCGUUAGCCCCUAGCUAACUCCCUAGCUAACUCCUUAGCUAACUCCUCAGUAGCCGUCACUUCCCUGAGCGGCUGGAGGAGCAUGGCGAUGAGACAGACCCCACUCACCUGCUCCGGUCACACCCGGCCUGUGGUGGACCUGGCCUUCAGCGGAAUUACCCCCUAUGGAUACUUCCUCAUCAGCGCCUGCAAAGAUGGUAAGCCCAUGUUGCGCCAGGGAGACACAGGGGACUGGAUCGGAACGUUUCUGGGUCACAAAGGCGCCGUCUGGGGAGCCACUCUGAACGCAGACGCCACCAAGGCCGCCACGGCAGCAGCUGAUUUCACAGCGAAGGUGUGGGAUUCUGUCAGCGGAGACGAGGUCCUGUCACUGGCUCACAAACACAUCGUGAAGUCUGUCAGCUUUACGCAGGACAGCAACCUCCUGCUGACCGGAGGAAACGACAAGCUGCUGCGCAUCUAUGACCUCAGCAAACCGGACGCUGCUCCUCAGGAGAUCUCAGGCCACAGCUCAGCCAUCAAGAAGUCUCUGUGGUGCAACAACGACAGCCAGAUCCUGUCCGCCGCUGACGAUAAGACAGUCAGGCUGUGGGACAGCAGAUCCAUGGAGGAGGUGAAGACUCUGAUGUUUGAAACGUCCGUUAGCAGCAUGGAGUACGUCGCUGAUGGGGAGAUCCUGGUGAUAACCUAUGGAAAGACCGUGGCGUUCUACAACGCUCUGAGUCUGGACCUGAUUAAAACCGUGGAGGCGCCGGCUCCCAUCAACUCGGCCUCCCUGCAUCCUGACAAGGACUUCUUUGUCGCCGGCGGCGAAGACUUCAAGCUCUACAAGUUUGACUACGGCACCAAGGAGGAGCUGGAGUCCUAUAAAGGCCAUUUCGGUCCGGUCCACUGUGUGCGUUUCAGCCCUGACGGGGAGCUGUACGCCAGCGGCUCAGAGGACGGGACGCUACGCCUGUGGCAGACGGCGGUGGGGAAGACCUACGGCCUGUGGAAGUGCGUCCUUCCUGAGGACCUGGGAACAGAGAACUCGGAGCAGCUGUACAGCACCACCCCCGAGAUCAAGGCCUGAGGACGGGGAGAAGAGAAACGAGGACGAGGAGGCGUGCCUGAAGGCUAGCUGCAGUCUUUUAGCAGGCCACAUGGAGGAGCAGCAUCCAGAGCGUCUCCAUCCAGCAGGAACUGCUGUUCCAGCCUGACUGCUCUGUUUGUCAUCGCCCAAUAAUCUCUCACCCUUUCCUUCUUUUAAAGUCCUUGGGGCAGUUUGGGCUGCAGAGGAAACCAGUAGAGCUGUGAGUGGAGGUCACCGCUGCCUGCUUUCUGUCUGAUCAGCCGCGUUCUGAAGGCCUCAACUUCUUUUAAAUUCCCCAAAUGUUGAGAUGCUUGGCUCAGUUUCGGUUUGAAAUGUGGCUCCUAAGAAGCUGGACCAAGGCUUUAGUUUUCAGUUCAUACCAGAGGUAGUGGCACUGUUUGUGCUUUGAUUUCUCCCUACAGGAUGACUUUGAGUAUUUACUGCUGUUUUACUGGUUCAAAUAAAAGAAUAUUGUUUUGUGAUGACAUGGAAAUGGAAAAAGUGUCGCUGAGAUCUUCUAUGUUGCUUUUUCAUUUAUGUCCAAUGUGAAAUAAAUGAACUUUGGUUUUAUUUCUAAGUAAUGCACACA
Cyprinodon tularosa is the source of this 1866-nucleotide messenger RNA. RefSeq names its product serine/threonine kinase receptor associated protein (gene strap). The record is from RefSeq and is a predicted model, not a curated record. The coding region runs from base 288 to 1277 and encodes 329 amino acids. The transcript has 9 exons. Gene Ontology annotation, molecular function: RNA binding; protein binding. Gene Ontology annotation, biological process: spliceosomal snRNP assembly. Gene Ontology annotation, cellular component: SMN complex. Lineage: Eukaryota; Metazoa; Chordata; Actinopteri; Cyprinodontiformes; Cyprinodontidae.